ACUAUGUUAAUUCAAUCAGUUCCUGUUUCUUAUUCUGAUGAUAAAUACACUCUUACCCCGGAAGAUCUCCUGAAUUCAUCUCCCUUAUUAAUUUACUCAGCUUUUGUAAUACCAAAUUCUUAUAUUCCUGAUAAUAAAGGGGGUCAGAAAAGUUUUAUGAAAGUGUCUUUACAAGAAGAUUUCGAUACAGAACUUGAUAAUAUUAAAGAAAAAUAUGCUACAUUAUCUCACUUGCCUCAAAAAAGACAAAGAAUUAAUAUGCAAAAUUCUUCUCUUAACAAACCUUCAAGCGAUAAAACUACAUCCCUAGGUUUUGCCGAAGUCACUUCGCAGAUUCAAAAAGAAACUUCUUCCACCAAAUCUCCUCCUUUACAAUCUACUUCGCAGGCUAUUAGUACAGAACCUAACACUGAAACUCCUAUUCACCUUGUGCCUCAUGUAAAUGAAAAUACAACAUUUACUGAUGAUAAUGAUUCUACCAAACUCGCACAUACUAAUACUCCUGUUCCUCAAAAUAAAAAAUUUAAUUAUAAUAGAAAGUGUUUAAGGCUGCUUUUACCUGCAAAAAAAUAG
Dentiscutata heterogama is the source of this 573-nucleotide messenger RNA. Lineage: Eukaryota; Fungi; Glomeromycota; Glomeromycetes; Diversisporales; Gigasporaceae. The record is from the annotation of a GenBank genome assembly.